AUCUAGCAAGUUGUGUUGGCAGCAUUAUCAUCAAAGAUAAUGUUUUAUUUUCAGCUCUGUAGAAGCUUUAUGGUUUAUGGUUGCCCUAGGGGGGCAAAGUAGCUUUUCAAAUUUAGCGACAGAGAUCAAAUGAGAAAGGUUUCAGGUUAAAUUGAGAUGUUGUAUUGUAGUUGCUCUAACACUGGAGAUGGAGAUGGAGAGAUUGUGGGGGGAGGGUGUGUAUAUCACAAGGAUUGGCAUGGUCCAGAUUAGUAAAGUUUAGGUUUGACGCAUUGUUUUGAGCAGGCCUAUGAAUGCUGUCAUUACUCAGCCGCAUCAUGUUGUUGCUGCUGUUGUAAUCGCCUCUUUAGAUGCUCCACCUGAAGAGUUGUAUUGGCUCCCUGAUCUAAUGCUUAGUGGUUUAGGGGGUCUGUAUAGGUCAUACAAAUAAUACAUGCCACAUUGUUAUCUUUAUCUCCAAGCAGCAUUUUACACACGUAGUCCCACACAGACCCAUGAAUGAACUGUUUUAGAAAACCCUGAAUAUUAGACAUAAUCUUAAUCUGAUAAUACAGCAUCAUCCUGGCUCCCUCUGAAUGUCUCUGACAGUUUCAAUAUGCUGCAUACAGCACACAAGCCAGGCACACCUACGAACCAAUGUGAUGCUACAAUGCUGCCAAGGCGACAACUUUGUUUCAAGCCAGUCUAUUUGAGGAAGUGGUGAUAAGAAAAUGGUUUUCAUUGAUAAACUGUAUUUAGUCUCUUCAUUCAGAAAGUUCAUUAUGUCAAGCCCAGAUGAAGAUGAGGUGCCAGCAAUCCAAACAGGUGACAGACAAAUCAUCAACUAAUAUCAACCCUUCUAGUGACCUGACUCUUUAUAGGUCUACACUGUUUACAAUCCAAACCUCACAUGAAAUGAGAGUGAAUUCUGUACAAACGGUCUUUCUGAUGCAGACUUUUUUCUCUGUAAAACUCUGCUCUUGUUUUCACCUAUUGAUGGACCCCUCUCAACCCAUAUAAUUACAUAUAGAACCCUGUCUCAACUACUUUGUGGUUUAUCUACAAGGCCCCAAGGGUGUGAUCAAUGACUGGAGGAUGUUCAAGUGUGAGGACCAGGACACCCCUCCCAGCAAGAAGGAGCUCCUCAGACAGAUGUCCAACCCCCAGAGCGAUGACAUCCCAGACAGACUCAACCGCAAGAUGAGUGUCCAGGAGUUUGAAAUGAUCGCAGAGGAGGAUGAGAAGUGCCUGCGCAAGAAUCGACAGCAGUGCAUGAAGGAGAUGCACAAGCGUCUCAGCUUUGGCCCUAAGUUCGACAGUGUGGUGGAGUUGGACAGCGCCGAGGCCUUCCUGGAGGUCAUUGAGAAGGCGCACCGGCUCACCCUGGUGAUCGUACUAAUCUACGAGGACGGGGUCAAAGGUUGCGAGGCACUCAACUCCUGCCUGGACUGCCUGGCCACAGAGUACACCAGCAGCAAGUUCUGCCACAUCCAGGCAGCCGCAACAGGUGCCGGCGAGCGCUUCUCAGACAACGUGCUGCCCACCAUUCUGGUGUACAAGGCAGGCAAGCUGCUAGGCAACUUCCUGUCCAUGACACAGCACCUCAGUGAGGAGUUCUUCGCUACUGAUAUCGAGGCGUUCCUCAGCUAGUAUGGCCUGCUGCCCGAGAAGGAGUUUACGACCUGUCCUGAUGAGGAGGAUGCAGGUGUGGAGGUGGAAUAAGGGUCUUAAUAGGGUGUCAAUGACAGUCAGAGCACAUUUCUGAAUCUAUUAGCCUUCUAGGCUGCUGUAAAUGCUAUAUUUUUAGUUAACAGUAUCCACUAUCCAGUCAAGGCCGUUUAAGUUUAUCACAGGCAGCGUACAUUCACAUCAGCAAAGCUACAGAUUUCAGACAUCAGCUCAAUACUGUAUGUGUGUAUCACUAUAAAAUGCUUUUAUUCUCUAUGUGUGUGAGAUUGAUAAGUGGAUAAUAUUGCAAUCUUUGUUAAAGUUGUAUUGGCGACACAGUAUAGGAUCCUGCGGUUGGAGUAAUGAACCCCCUUUUUGGGGCUUGGGCUUGUUUAUCACUAUUGACUCAACGUCAUUGCAUUCUGUGCUACAUUUUCAUGUUUGAAUUCAGUAGGUUUAAUGUGUUAACCCCCAAUCAAUCAUUAAAAGCAAUGAAAGUGUUGGUUGGUUUCUCAUGAAAGUGUUGGUUGGU
Molecule: messenger RNA, 2179 nt
Organism: Oncorhynchus nerka (sockeye salmon)
Lineage: Eukaryota; Metazoa; Chordata; Actinopteri; Salmoniformes; Salmonidae
Product: phosducin-like
Exons: 2
Coding region: 1075-1629 (184 amino acids)
Biological process (GO): regulation of G protein-coupled receptor signaling pathway
Cellular component (GO): photoreceptor outer segment
Source: RefSeq, a predicted model, not a curated record